Messenger RNA from Paramecium sonneborni, 1060 nucleotides. The record is from the annotation of a GenBank genome assembly. NCBI's taxonomy places the organism in Eukaryota, Ciliophora, Oligohymenophorea, Peniculida, Parameciidae.
UAAAUAACUAAUUUAUGGCAAGUUCAUUAGAAUUCAAUCUUAAUUAGAUUUAAGUUGACUUUAUUCUAAAUAAGAUGCCAAAGGGAUAUUCUCUUUUGUAAUCUAAUCUCUUAAAAUCACGUGAAUAAAGAGUGGUAAUGUUUCCCUCCUUAUUAAUUUAAUAGCCUAAAAAAGUUAAUAAAUAUGAUGCAUCUUUUCAAAGUAACAAAUAAGAAGUUGUUGAAGAUAAAAGUAAAAGAUCUUAAAGAAUAAUUCCUGUUUAGAAAGAAUAAAUUAAGAAUCCAUAAGAUGAUAAUUGUAAAAAAGGAUUAUAACUUUUAUAAAAAUUCAAAUCCCAUCCAGCAUUUAGUGAGAUUAAUGCUUCUGCGUAUUUAAAUAUAGAUAAAAUUGAAGCUUCCUUCAAAUAGGAGGGUAUUACUUACUUGUAAAUUAAAAGGUAAUUUGAUGAAUCUAUGGAAUCAAAUUAGAAUUGCAUUACAAAAACUUACAUAAUCUGCUUCAUCCACAUAAAUGCAAGAUCAAAUCACUUAAUUAGAAAAUCACUUUUAUCAUGUUUUUAAAACUAUUUAAAAUGAAUAGAAAUAAACACCAAUAUCUACAAAGUAUUUCUUAAUAUCUAUUUAUAUAGAAGUAUACCAAUCAAUAAUAAACUAAAUACCAAUAAAAUUAAAGAACCUCAAUCUUCUAAAAAAUAAGAUACUCAUAUUUCAUUUGAAGAAAAAAGAUAAUUAGGAUAACAUAUACGUGAAUUACCAUAGGAACAUUUGAAAGGAGUUUGGGAAAUUGUAUAAUAAAGUGUUUAAAAUCAAGAAGCAGAAGAACUAGAAUUUGAUAUUGAUCAAUUACCACCUAAAGUUAUUCGUAAAUUGUAAGAAUAUGUUCAAUCUAAAUUGUAUCAUAUCUAAUUUUUAUUAUUAAUAGAAAAACUAAAAAAGUUAAAGUUGAUCCUUCAAUCAAUUACAGUUCCCAAAAAUCCAACAAUUAAGAAGAUAGUUCUUUUCCUUCUGAGUCCUCUGAUUGAGAUAUUAUCAAUAUUCAAAAUCUAUUAUUAAGUAUUCCG